AUGGCUUUGAUGCGCUGUAUGAACACGGCCACAUUCGAUCUCUGUACCAGUACACAAAACGACUUCAAAGAGCGAGGCUACGCAAUCCUGUCUCAUCGAUGGGGAUCCGAUGAGAUUCUCUUUGCCCAGAUAGGGCAAUUUGCUCAGGAUCUGAGGAACACCAAAGGUCGUCACGCCCGACCACAGCUUGACAAGAUCCUGCAAGCUUGCCACACUGCGCGAGAGCAGGGUCUGCAAUGGAUGUGGAUCGAUAAUUGUUGUAUCAACAAGUCCGACAACAGUGAGCUAUCUGAAUCAAUCAAUUCAAUGUUCAAGUGGUACAGAGAAGCUGUGGUAUGUCUGACAUAUCUCUCUGACGUGCGCAAGUGCUCGGGCAGUGAAGUCGACUCGCAUGUGUUUAGAAGCUUUGAGACUGGCGAGAUGACGAAGUGGUUCACACGUGGAUGGACAUUGCAAGAGCUUCUCGCACCUGGAAAGUUAUUCUUCUACGAUGCAGACUGGAGCUAUCUCGGAUCUAAGCAGGAGCUGGCUGGAUCAAUUGAGAAAGUCACUGGUAUUGCGGCGCAGUAUCUCACAGGCGAAACGGAUUUUCGCAGCGCUUGCAUUGCGGCCAAGAUGAGCUGGGCUGCUGAUCGCGAAACGACAAAGGAAGAGGACAUGGCGUACAGCCUCUUUGGGAUCUUCAAUCUUCACUUGCCUGUCCAGUACGGAGAAGGGAAAGCAGCCUUUUUAAGGCUCCAAGAUGCUCUGAUAGCUAAGAAUGACGAGUCGCUCUUUGCGUGGAAAAUGCCUCUUGAAGGACCAGGGUCCUCCUAUCAAAUUGUACCCGACAACAUGGUCGACCUUGGGCCAGAUGAAUGGGGCCUUCUGGCCCCGUCAGUGAAAUGGUACAAACAUUGUGGAAAGAUGACGAUUCAGCACAAGAAGACAGUAAUGAGGCAACGAGGCGGGUCCAGCAGAACGCCACAAGGAAUCAGUGGUCCGAUUUCCAAGAAGAAUCAUUAUGUCACAGCAGUAUUGACUGGGCUGACUGUUGUGGGAGCGAUUCCCUUCCAGAUCUGGCUGGCUGUGAGAAACAGGACAACACUCAAAUACACGCUCAAUUGCUGGGAGCCAAACGAGGCUGGAGCGAUGAGAGCAGUGCGGCUACAUCUAAGGCCUGUGAGGAGAGAUCCCCCAAUGUAG
Molecule: messenger RNA, 1185 nt
Organism: Fusarium sp. VM40
Lineage: Eukaryota; Fungi; Ascomycota; Sordariomycetes; Hypocreales; Nectriaceae
Source: the annotation of a GenBank genome assembly